AUGUCUGCUACAACAGUUCCAUACGCAGGCCAAGGCAAGCCAGCAGCUGCUCCAGCUGGUGAUGGUGCAAAGGCUCCUGCUGCUGCUGCUCCAGCAGACAAGAAAUCAGCAGAUAAGAAGAAAUAA
Messenger RNA from Trichomonas vaginalis G3, 126 nucleotides. RefSeq lists its product as uncharacterized. The coding region runs from base 1 to 126 and encodes 41 amino acids. The record is from RefSeq and is a predicted model, not a curated record. The transcript has a single exon. NCBI's taxonomy places the organism in Eukaryota, Parabasalia, Trichomonadida, Trichomonadidae.